Messenger RNA from Ilex paraguariensis (yerba mate), 351 nucleotides. The record is from the annotation of a GenBank genome assembly. NCBI's taxonomy places the organism in Eukaryota, Viridiplantae, Streptophyta, Magnoliopsida, Aquifoliales, Aquifoliaceae.
AUGUUCCUCUCAAAACCACUUAUUACACCGUGCCUUCAGGCACGGAUUAUCCCUAAUAUACCAUAUAACAUGUAUUUUCAAAGUUCAGCCAACCUCCCUACCUCAUUUACAAAGAAGAGACUCUUUCACCCAAUUCUCUAUCCCGCUUUUUCCUAUUCUUCCCCCUUUCUCUCUCUCACUUUUCUGAGCACUUUGUGUUCUCUUUACUUCUCACUCCCCCUUUAUUCCAUCUUUUCCCUCAGUCAGGCUAAGGUUCCAUCAAAGGCGGCUAUCCUUCUUCCUCCUUUUCUCUUCUCCACCACUCUCUAUAAUGUUUUUGGCUGCUUUACAGCUGUACAUCUCUAUCUUUGA